This is a messenger RNA of Carassius gibelio (silver crucian carp), 606 nucleotides long. Its product is annotated as UDP-N-acetylglucosamine transferase subunit ALG13 homolog. The transcript is spliced from 4 exons. Bases 35 to 571 code for a protein of 178 amino acids. NCBI's taxonomy places the organism in Eukaryota, Metazoa, Chordata, Actinopteri, Cypriniformes, Cyprinidae. Gene Ontology annotation, biological process: dolichol-linked oligosaccharide biosynthetic process. Gene Ontology annotation, molecular function: hexosyltransferase activity. The record is from RefSeq and is a predicted model, not a curated record.
AUGUUAAGAGACCUUUUUAAGAGUCUUUUUUUUCAUGUUCAUGUCUGUUACAUUUAAUAAAGCCUGCCUUAUUGAUAAAAUGAAAACUGUAUUCGUAACUGUCGGAACGACAAGUUUUGAUGAUCUGAUUGGCUCUGUGACUUCAGAUGAAUCCGUGAAGGCAUUAAUCGGUCGUGGCUACACAGACAUGGUGCUUCAGGUCGGCAGAGGUUCAGUUCCUGAUCCAGACAGAUGUCCAGGACUUUCACUUCAAGUGUUUCAUUACAAAGACUCAAUCGCCGAGGACAUGAGAAACUCAGAUCUGGUCAUCAGUCAUGCUGGAGCAGGAAGCUGUUUGGAAGCACUCAGAGCAAAUAAAGCUCUUCUCGUGGUGGUCAAUGAUAAAUUAAUGGACAAUCACCAGCUGGAGCUCGCAAAGCAGCUCCAGGAUGAUUCACAUCUUAUCUACUGCACAUGCAGUACUCUGUCUCAGACUUUGAGGGAUAUGGAUCUGUCUGCUCUGACCACCUAUGUGCCUGGUCAACCGCAGAACUUCGCCAACUUUUUAGACAAGGCUGUUGGACUUGUUUGAAAGCUCUUUCUUGAACCGGGACGAUUACCGAGGAG